AUGCCAGUUGAGAGUUCGAAUGCAUCUGAUCGAGAUGCUGAACCAUUUGUGGAGGUUGAUCCAACUGGACGGUAUGGGCGGUAUGCUGACCUCCUUGGUCAUGGUGCUGUGAAAAAGGUUUAUAGGGCUUUUGAUCAGGAGGAAGGUACAGGGGUGGCCUGGAAUCAGGUCCAGUUUUACAAUUACAGUAACGGCCCAACACUCAUAAAUCGGCUUUACUCUGAGGUUAAGCUGUUGAGGCAGUUGAAGAACAAGUAUAUCAUUGUUUGUCACAGCGUUUGGAAGGACGAGGCGCAUAGCACUUUGAAUUUUAUCACUGAGGUGUGCAAUUCUGGAAACCUGAGGGGUAACCUAAAUCCACAAAACUAA
This is a messenger RNA of Pyrus x bretschneideri (Chinese white pear), 369 nucleotides long. RefSeq names its product probable serine/threonine-protein kinase WNK11. The coding region runs from base 1 to 369 and encodes 122 amino acids. The record is from RefSeq and is a predicted model, not a curated record. Gene Ontology annotation, biological process: intracellular signal transduction; protein phosphorylation. The transcript has a single exon. Lineage: Eukaryota; Viridiplantae; Streptophyta; Magnoliopsida; Rosales; Rosaceae. Gene Ontology annotation, cellular component: cytoplasm. Gene Ontology annotation, molecular function: ATP binding; protein serine/threonine kinase activity.